Cotesia congregata is the source of this 768-nucleotide messenger RNA. NCBI's taxonomy places the organism in Eukaryota, Metazoa, Arthropoda, Insecta, Hymenoptera, Braconidae. The record is from the annotation of a GenBank genome assembly.
AAUCAGUCUUGUUAUGUUGAUAAUCUCAGAAGUUGCACAGUAUUGUUUAAUAAAAAUAUUUUUAUUAGUUUAAUUAAUAGAUUGCUAUUGUUAAAUAAAAUGUUUGUCUCAUUAGGAAAAAUUUGCAAUGCAACACACCGUGAUUCGGAGCAAGAUAAUCCAAAUAUUCCAUUUGAAUUUAAUGAUGCUAACAAAAAACGAGUGGAAGCAAUACUUGGUAUUUACCCUGAGGGUCAUAAACGUGGUGCUAUGAUUCCAUUGCUGGACUUAGCUCAACGUCAACAAGGUUGGCUGCCGAUUUCCGCGAUGCACAAAGUUGCAGAAAUUUUAGGUGUGUCAAACAUGCGUGUGUACGAAGUUGCUACAUUCUACACGAUGUUCAAUCGUCGACCGAUGGGAAAAUAUCACGUACAAAUAUGCACAUGCACCCCAUGCUGGUUGCGCGAUUCUGAUUCCAUAGUUCAAGCUGUUGAAGCAGCUACUAAUUGUAAACUUGGGGGUACAUCUGCUGAUAAUUUGUUUACUCUUUCUGAAGUUGAGUGUCUUGGAGCUUGCGCCAAUGCUCCGAUGUUACAAGUUAAUGAUGACUACUACGAAGAUUUAACUCCAGAAACAACAAAAGAAAUAAUAAACAAAUUGAAAGUUGGUGAAAGACCACCACCCGGACCACAAAAAUCUCAACGAUUUGCAGCAGAUCCAGCUGGUGGGCUUACAUCUCUAACAGCACCACCACCUGGACCCGGUGAUUUUGUACGAAGUGAUUUAUAA